Dracunculus medinensis (Guinea worm) is the source of this 1524-nucleotide messenger RNA. The record is from the annotation of a GenBank genome assembly. Lineage: Eukaryota; Metazoa; Nematoda; Chromadorea; Rhabditida; Dracunculidae.
AUGCCAGGUGUUCAUACAUUUUACGAUGGUUCAACGCUGCUGAGUCCAAUUGCUUCAGUCGUUAAUAUUGAAAUUGAUAAACUACAUCUUUUGCAGUUCAAUUUGGUCGUUUGUCAAUUUUUCGCUAUUCCGUUGGCAUAUUUCAAUUAUAAAUAUUUAUCGCCAACGAAAGUUUCGAGGAAAUUUCGAGUUAUAUUUCCACCAAUUAUUGGAUUAAUUUAUUGUUAUUUUUGUUAUGGGAAUGCCAUCAAACAUUUAUUGGCUCUUGUAUUUAUAGCAUAUGGUUUAAUGCACCUUUCACCACCGAAAUAUGUUCACAAAACAGUUUUUAUAUUUGCAAUGGGUUAUCUUAUUUUUAUUCACUGGUAUCGAUGGUAUAUUUUAACGAAAUAUUAUAUCGAUGUAACUGGUCCCAUGAUGGUUAUCGUGCAAAAAAUUACUGUUUUAGCUUUUUCCAUCCACGAUGGUCUUGUUAAACAUAAGGAAGAAUUGAAUGAAAUUCAAAAACGUGAAGCGCUUUUAGAAAUUCCUUGUCCAAGCGAUUAUCUCAGUUAUAUUUUUCAUUUUCAAGCUGUUUUGACUGGACCACUGUGUUUUUACACGGAUUAUAUGAAUUGGAUCGACGGUACCCAUGCCAUGGGAAAAAAUGGAAAGUUGGAAUCUCAAUGGUCAGCAGUUUGCAAGAAAAUAUUUCAAAUAUUGUUUUUUAUGGUACUUGUAUUGAUAAUUGGUGAUCGUUUGAAUCCGGAAAUCCUUGUUCGUGAGGAUUAUCUGCAAAUGAAUCGGUUUUCCUGGUUUAUAAUGCUUUAUAUUGUUAUGGUCAAUCAACGAAUACCAUAUUAUGUAGUGUGGAUUUUCGCUGAUGCUAUAUUUAAUAUUAGCGGAUUUGGUUUCAAUGGAUAUAAUGAAUUUGGUGAAGCGCGUUGGGAUCUUGUUUCUAAUGUGAAUGUGUGGAAAGUCGAAACAGCUCUAAAUUUCAAAGAGACACUUGAUGCAUGGAAUUGUUGUACAAUGUACUGGCUACGACGAGUUGCAUAUGAUCGGGCUCCUAAGGGGUUGCAGACUUUCCUCACUUAUUUGGUUUCAGCGGUUUGGCAUGGUUUUUUUAUAGGCUAUUAUUUAACGUUUGUAACUGCAGCGUUAUUCACAAUCCGUCGCUGUGUAAGGCAUCGCUUCCAAGGUACUAAAUUCUCCCGUCAGUUGUAUGAUGUUAUAACGUUUAUUGUAACGAAAGCUGCGCUUGCAUAUGCAACGUUUCCUUUUUCUACAAUGCAUGCUAAUCCUGGGCUGUUCGUUUACAGGCGAAUGUAUUUCUUCAUGCACUUUUUGGCACUUGGUGCAAUUUUCAUAUUGCCAUUAAUUUUAUCAUUUGAACGGAAAGUUCGAAAAGAAGCCGAAACUGGUAAAAAUGUGUUAUUCGAACGGAAUAGCGAGAAAAAGUCAUCUGGUUACUCAUUAGAUGGAAAGCAACUGGCCAUACAACUUCAAUUCAUUGAUUCUAAUAAGCAAAAAUUAGCUAAUUGA